Molecule: messenger RNA, 2445 nt
Organism: Cutaneotrichosporon cavernicola
Lineage: Eukaryota; Fungi; Basidiomycota; Tremellomycetes; Trichosporonales; Trichosporonaceae
Gene: NTH1
Exons: 4
Coding region: 1-2445 (814 amino acids)
Biological process (GO): trehalose catabolic process
Cellular component (GO): cytoplasm
Molecular function (GO): alpha,alpha-trehalase activity; calcium ion binding
Source: RefSeq, a predicted model, not a curated record
AUGGCUGCAACCGUGAGGCCAGCUCUCCCCCCCAAGCCCAAGAACGUGGUGUGGGUCGACGGCGACCUCGCGUCACCAGCGGGCUCGGACACCCCUCCGGCACACGGCGCCAAGGAGUUUGACCUCCCAGCUGUCAACGCCGAAGCAGACGAGUACUAUGGCCAGCGCAAGAUGUUCUCGCGGACACGGACGCUCAGCAACGCUGGCACGACGUGGAGCGCCAAGUCGCGGCCGAUGAUGAUGGACGGCGAGUACAUCCAACGUAACCGACGACUGUCGCACGAUGAGCAGGGUAGCGCGCCGCGUCGUUUCCUUGUUGACGUUGAGGAGACCAUGCGUCUCGUCCUCGCACAAGAGGACACGGACGACAAUUGCCAGAUCUCGAUCUACGACUCGGGUCCCAAGCUCAUCUCGUUAGGAACCGCAAGCUCGAACGCGUACCGCUCCUGGGACGUUCGCGGCAACUACAUGCUAACCAACCUCCUCGCCGAACUUGCCCUUGCUCGUGACUACGGCCGGCGGUUCAUUGUCCUCGACGAGGAGCGCCUCGCCGAGAACCCCAUCGACCGCCUCAGCCGCAUGAUCAAGAACUCGUUCUGGAACCACCUCACGCGCCGCAUCGAUGAGCAGGGCAUCGAGAUGGCUGCCGUCGACCCCAAGAACCGCAGCCGGGUCAACCACCCUAUCAUCUAUAUUCCCCACGGCGAGGACGAGAUGUUCGAGCACUACCAGGAAAUCUCCCGCAACCGCCCCCACCUGAAGCUCGAGGUCGUGCAGCUCCCCAAGCACUGUGAUGACCCAGAGUACGUCAAGUCGCUCAACGAGCGUCCAGGAAUCCUGGCGCUAGCGAUGAAGAAGAACGAGGCCGGCAAGCUCGAGGCUCUGCCGUUCGUGGUCCCCGGCGCCCGCUUCAACGAGAUGUACAAUUGGGACAGCUACUUUAUUGCGCUCGGCCUGCUCGUGGAUGAUCGCCUGGACCUGGCAAUGUCGAUCAUGGAGCACUUUAUUUUCCAGAUCAAGCACUACAACAAGAUCCUGAACGGCAACCGCACAUACUACCUGUGCCGUGCCCAGCCACCUUUCAUGACCGACUUGGCGUUGCAGAUCUUCAAUAACAUCGACCAGAACGACCCCAAGAACGUUGCGUGGCUGAAGCGUGCCAUCCAGGCUGCAAUCAAGGACUACCAUGUGUACUGGUGCUCGGAACCUGCCCUGCACGUUGAGACUGGCCUGUCUCGCUACAGACCAAAGGGUCUCGGCAUCCCACCCGAGACGGAAGCGUCGCACUUCACGCACAUCCUGCAGCCGUACGCAGAGAAGAACCGCCUCUCAGUCAACGACUUUAUCGAAGCAUACAACGACGGCACGAUUAAGGAGCCUGAGCUCGACGAAUACUUCCAGCACGACCGGGCGGUGCGCGAGUCAGGACACGACACGACGUACCGCUUCGAGGGCAAGUGUGCGGACCUCGCGACCAUCGACCUGAACUCUCUCCUGUACAAGUACGAGAUUGACAUUGCGAAUGCGAUCACGGCCGUAUUCAAGGAGGACCUGGAGCUCGAGGACGAGUUUGACCUCUCCCCCUGGCCAAUGACGCGUGAGGCGUUUGACGGGCCGCGCGAAAAGUCGACGUCACGCAAGCAGACGGCUGCGGAAUGGUACGAGCGUGCGCGCGUCCGCAAGGAGCGUAUCGACAAGUACUGCUGGAACGAGGGACAGGGCGCGUACUUUGACUGGAACUGCAAGAAGGGGCGGCAGGAGCGUUAUCUGUCGGCCACGACGUUCUGGCCCAUGUGGGCCGGGUGCGCCGACGAGCAGCAGGCACUCCGGCUGGUACACGUCACGCUGCCCAAGCUUGAGGCGCCCGGUGGCCUGCUCUCGGGUACGGAGGAGUCACGGGGCCCGAUCGGGCUCAACCGCCCGAACCGGCAGUGGGACUGGCCGACGGGUUGGGCGCCGCACCAGAUCAUGGCGUGGGUUGGACUGGAGCGCUACGGCUUCUCGGGCGACGCGAACCGCCUCUCGUACCGGUGGGCAUUUAUGAUUGCGCUCUGCUUUGCCUCGUUCUCCGGAAUUGUCGUCGAGAAGUGGGACGUCGCAGCCCUCUCGCAUAUGGUAGAGGCCGAGUACGGUAACCAGGGCAUGGCUGUGCGCUACAUCAACCGCGAGGGGUUCGGGUGGACGAAUGCGUCGCUUCAGAUUGCGCUCCAGUUCAUCACGACCGGCAUGCGCCGCGGAAUCGCAAACCUCGUACCCCCUUGGGACUACUUUGGCCUCGAGACGCCGACCAUGCCGGCCUUGAAGCGCCGCGAGGAGCGGGCACAGCACCAGGCUCACGCGAUCCACCGCCGUCCUAGCUCCGUACUCCGCCAGGGACCUACGUAUGAGCAGACGCUGGAGAAGCUGCGCAACCUCAAGGUCGGCGACGAGAGCCGGGCGGCGUGA